Molecule: messenger RNA, 1168 nt
Organism: Nicotiana tabacum (common tobacco)
Lineage: Eukaryota; Viridiplantae; Streptophyta; Magnoliopsida; Solanales; Solanaceae
Source: RefSeq, a predicted model, not a curated record
CAAAAGCAAAAUAGCAUCCUCUAUAAAGUUCACUUUUUUUCUUUUCUCUAAACCCCAUUUUCUUGAAUUUAAUUUAAAGUAGGGUCUAGGAUUUUAUUGCCUUUAGUACCCCACACACACUUGAGGUUGCUCCAAAAGCUUAUUUACAAGAAGUUUGUAGAAAGAGAAAGAGGAAAGAAUGGCAGGUGGAGGAGCAGCUCCAGCAAAAUCAUCAGAUGACCCAGCGCCACAUCCAACUAAAGAUCAGCUUCCUAAUGUUUCCUACUGUAUUACUAGUCCUCCCCCAUGGCCUGAGGCUAUCCUUCUUGGGUUUCAACAUUAUCUUGUUAUGCUUGGUACAACGGUCAUCAUUCCUACGGCUCUGGUUCCCCAAAUGGGAGGUGGAAAUGAGGAAAAAGCAAAAGUUAUCCAGACAUUGCUAUUUGUUGCCGGGCUGAACACCUUGUUGCAGAGUUUCUUUGGGACUAGGCUGCCUGCUGUGAUUGGAGGGUCCUACACCUUUGUUGCUCCUACAAUUUCAAUCAUCCUUUCUGGUCGUUGGGAGGACCCAGACCCUGUGUCGAGAUUCAAGAAGAUAAUGCGAGCUACCCAAGGUGCACUUAUUGUUGCUUCAACGCUUCAAAUUGUCCUGGGCUUCAGUGGACUCUGGCGCAACGUUGUAAGGUUUCUGACCCCCCUUUCAGCUGUUCCUUUGAUAUCUCUUGUUGGCUUUGGGCUUUAUGAGUUUGGUUUUCCUGGGGUUGCCAAAUGUGUUGAAGUUGGGUUGCCACAGCUAGUCCUUUUGGUCAUUUUCUCUCAGUAUUUGGCUCAUCUGAUAAAACCAGGAAAGAAUAUCUUUGAUCGCUUUGCUGUUCUUUUCACGGUAGCAAUUGUAUGGAUUUAUGCAUACAUACUUACUGUGGGUGGGGCUUAUAAUGGGAAGCCACAAAAGACACAGAUAAGCUGCAGAACUGAUCGGGCUGGACUUAUUAGUGGUGCUCCCUGGAUUAGAGUUCCAUACCCUUUUCAGUGGGGAGCACCUUCAUUUGAUGCUGGUGAAGCAUUUGCUAUGAUGAUGGCUACAUUUGUUGCUCUUGUAGAGUCCACUGGUGCUUUUAUUGCAGUUGCAAGAUAUGCAAGUGCCACUCCCAUGCCACCAUCGAUACUCAGCCGUGGCGUAGGCUGGCAG